AUGUUUCCACCUGCCCCCACCGGCGAGAGCAGCUCCCACUCCGGCAACUGCCACUGUGGUGCCGUGAGGUUCAGCUUCACAUUAUCCCCGCCCCUACACGAGUACCCCACCAACACCUGCAACUGCUCCAUCUGUACCAAGAACGGCUACUUGCUCGUGUACCCGUUCACCAAGGAUUUCACCAUCGAAAAAGGCGAGGAUGUGCUGAAAGAUUAUCGCUUUGGCAAUCGCACGGAGCCAUUCGAGGGCGUCCAACCGAUCACUGCGGUCAAUGUACGACUGUUACAGGACUUUGACGUUGAGAAACUGAUUCUCAACAAGGUUGAUGGAAGGUCAUUUCCGCCAGAGUACAAAGUCUAG
This is a messenger RNA of Penicillium mononematosum, 360 nucleotides long. Its product is annotated as GFA family protein. The transcript is spliced from 3 exons. The record is from RefSeq and is a predicted model, not a curated record. Bases 1 to 360 code for a protein of 119 amino acids. NCBI's taxonomy places the organism in Eukaryota, Fungi, Ascomycota, Eurotiomycetes, Eurotiales, Aspergillaceae.